Messenger RNA from Papaver somniferum (opium poppy), 1526 nucleotides. Its product is annotated as probable acyl-[acyl-carrier-protein]--UDP-N-acetylglucosamine O-acyltransferase, mitochondrial. Bases 53 to 1087 code for a protein of 344 amino acids. The record is from RefSeq and is a predicted model, not a curated record. NCBI's taxonomy places the organism in Eukaryota, Viridiplantae, Streptophyta, Magnoliopsida, Ranunculales, Papaveraceae. Gene Ontology annotation, biological process: lipid biosynthetic process. The transcript is spliced from 11 exons. Gene Ontology annotation, molecular function: acyl-[acyl-carrier-protein]-UDP-N-acetylglucosamine O-acyltransferase activity.
ACCAAAUGGACUGUCUUUUCCUUCCUUGAGAAACCCCUAGAAGGCUAAAACUAUGGUUUCACUCCUGAAGAAACCCUUUUUCUCUUCUCUUCAAACACUCACUCUCCAGCGCCUAACUAGAACACUCAGCUAUGUUUCUGGGGAGAGAAGAAGCUCUGAAGAAGUUUCAUCUGAAACCAACUCUAGUUUUAUACACCCAACUGCUAUUAUUCAUCCUAAGGCUGUUAUUGAUCAGGAUGUUACUAUUGGUCCAUUCUGUACAGUUGGUUCAAUGGUGAGGAUUGGUAAAGCUUGUAAAUUAUAUCCUGGGAGUCAUAUUUUUGGAGAUACGGAGAUAGGGGAACGGUGCACUUUAAUGACUGGUGCUAUUGUUGGAGAAGAUAUUCCAGGGCGUACAACCAUUGGAUGCAAUAACAUUAUCGGGCAUCAUGCAGUGGUUGGAGUGAAGUGCCAAGAUAUGAAAUACAAGCCAGGGAGCGAUUGUUUCCUCGAUGUUGGCGACAACAACGAGAUCAGAGAGUAUACAUCAAUUCACCGAUCUUCAAAACCAAGUGACAGAACGGUUAUUGGUGACAACAAUCUUAUUAUGGGAUGUUGUCAUAUUGCGCAUGACUGCAAACUUGGUAACAACAUUAUACUUGCAAACAAUACUCUCUUAGCUGGGCAUGUUGUGGUCGGAGACUAUGCUCACUCUGCAGGCGGUGCUGUUGUCCAUCAAUUCUGUCAUCUGGGUUCACAUUCUUUCAUCGGUGGUGGUUCUGUGGUUUCACAAGAUGUUCCAAAGUACAUGAUGGUUACUGGUGAUAGAGCCAACCUUCGGGGAUUAAAUUUGGAGGGUCUGCGGCGCCGUGGAUUCUCCAGUGAAGAGGUUACAGGCAUGAGGAGGGCGUAUCAAAAAAUGUUCAUGCCAGUAGAUGGAAAGUUAGGGGGUAUUGAAGAUCGUCUCGCUGAAGUGGAGAAAACUAGAGAAUUAGCUAUGUUGGAUGUUGUGCGCUCUAUGGUUGAAUCUAUUCGGGACUCUUUUGAGCAAGACCGUCGUGGAAUUUGCAAGUUCAAGCAUUGGAGUGGCUCUUAUAGCUCUAGUUAAGGUAUAGGACUUUCAAGAGAGUGCCAAGAGGUUGAAAAGUACUCUGCCCCGGAACAAGCUCACAACCAUGAAUGAUAUGGAAGUUGGUUUGCAGUUUUCUAAAUUAUUCAAUUAUCCAAUUUUCUACCCGGGUGUUAGAUCCAGUUUAGUUCAGAUCAAUGGGUGUAUCUCUAUUCUGGUUUUUGUUCUAGUAAUUUAGUAUAUGAAGAAUAUGGCUUUGUUAAUGGAUAUUAAGUUCAGGACGCGGAAUUGAAGCAUGGGUAAGCUUGAGUAAAAAAGACUUGUCUGAGUUGAACGUCAUGAGGAACUUCUAGCAUCUAUCUCUUAGUAGUUGGGUUGACAAUUAUAAAAUGAUAGUAUUUCUAAAUCCUCUCUGUUUUCUCAACUUAUAUGUUUUAUAUCUUUUUGUAUAAAUAAAGGUUAUUCGUCGUCUGGUUCA